UAGUGAUCAUAUCAAAGUUGAAACCUAGCACUUUUUUUUUUUUCUUCAAUUGAAUACCCGUUUUCCAUCGUUAUGGGUUAUGCCCCUGCUUUCAUAUGGCCCCACCUUCAAUCUUUUCUAAUUUAUUUGAUUGUAAUGUUUUGUGGCUUUACCAUCACCAAAAUCUUGAGAUAUCACUUAGUGGUAAAGCCCAAACUGCCCCCAGGUCCAAAACCAUGGCCUAUAGUAGGUAACCUUCCUCAAAUGCUUGCAAACAAACCUGUGUUCUGCUGGAUACACAAUCUUAUGCAAGAAAUGAAAACCGAAAUUGCAUGUAUCCGCCUAGGAAAUGUCCACGUAAUCCCAGUGACAUGUCCCAGCAUUGCUUGUGAAUUUUUGAGAAAGCAUGAUGUUGAUUUUGCAUCAAGACCACUAACCAUGGCCACUGAUAUCAUGUCUAGUGGUUAUGUGACAAUAGCUAUUGUACCCUUUGGGGAACAAUGGAAGAAAAUGAGGAGAAUCGUUGUCAACGAAUUAUUCUCCCCCCUCAGGCACCAAUGGCUUCAAGGAAAAAGGAAUGGAGAAGCUGAUAACAUCAUGUUUUAUGUCUACAACAAAUGCAAAAAUGUGAACAAUGGGGGCCUUGUGAAUGUCAGAGAUGUUGCGCAACAUUAUUGUUGCAAUGUGACUAGAAAAUUGAUUUUUAAUACAAGGUACUUUGGAAAGGGUAGGGAGGAUGGAGGCCCUGGUUUAGAGGAAGUAGAACAUGUGAAUACUAUUUUCACAUUGCUUAAGCAUGUUUAUGCCUUUUCUGUUUCUGAUUAUAUCCCGUGCUUGAGGAUUCUUGAUUUAGAUGGCCAUAAGAGCAAGGUGAAGAAAGGUAUGAGGACGAUGAAGAAGUAUCAUGAUCCAAUCAUUGAAAAGAGAAUGAAGCAAUGGAAUGAUGGAUCAAAGACCGUUGAAGAGGACUUGCUGGAUGUUCUCAUCUCACUCAAAGAUGUCAACAAUAAUCCUACAUUGACAUUGAAGGAAAUCAAGGCCCUAACUAUUGAACUUAUGCUUGGAGGAGCAGACAAUCCGUCAAAUGCAGUUGAAUGUGCACUUGCAGAAAUGAUAAAUCAGCCAUAUAUACUUCAGCAAGCCACUGAAGAAGUGGAUAAGGUUGUAGGUAAACAAAGAAUGGUGCAAGAAUCAGAUAUUACAAAUCUUAAUUAUGUAAAGGCUUGUGUAAGAGAAGCUUUUCGCCUUCAUCCUGUUGUGCCUUUCAAUCCUCCCCAUGUCUCAACAAAUGACACAAUGGUUGGCAAUUAUUUUAUUCCAAAGGGUAGCCAUGUGCUACUAAGCAGACAUGGACUUGGGAGAAACCUUAAAGUGUGGAAUAAUGAACCUCACAAGUUCAAGCCUGAACGCCACAUAAAGAAUGAUGGAUCUAUGAUUGUUUUGUCAGAGCCAGAUUUAAAGUUCAUAUCAUUUGGCACUGGAAGGAGAGGUUGUCCUGCAAUAGUACUUGGUUCUACAAUGACUGUAAUGUUAUUGGCUAGGUUGGUUCAUGCCUUCUCUUGGAGUGCACCUCCAAAUGUAUCAAGUGUCAACCUUGUUAAGGCUAAUAAUGGGGUUAUGCUUCUUGAGCCACUCGUGUUAGUAGCCAAGCCAAGAUUAACACCAGGGUUUUACUAUACGUAAUAGUUAAAUGCAAAAAAUAAAUCAGGAAGAGGUUGUGAUUUGUGAAUGCAUGUUGGCUUCAGGAGUUGAAUCACAUUUAAAAAAAAAAAAGGUGUUAUAGACAUAGACAUGAGAGGGACCAAAUAAUCAUUUAAAUAAAUUUAUGAUGCGGACUUAAGCAUGAGAGGAGUCAAAUCACAUUUUAAAAAAUUGAGUGAUCUUUUCCUAAUUUCUUAUGGUGAUGUCAUUUUGCAUUAUUAUGAGUUCUCUCAUCAUUGUGUAUAAAGAAGUAUGUGUUUUUCCGUAAA
This is a messenger RNA of Glycine soja, 1949 nucleotides long. Its product is annotated as isoleucine N-monooxygenase 1-like. Bases 73 to 1662 code for a protein of 529 amino acids. The record is from RefSeq and is a predicted model, not a curated record. The transcript is spliced from 2 exons. Gene Ontology annotation, molecular function: iron ion binding; monooxygenase activity; heme binding. NCBI's taxonomy places the organism in Eukaryota, Viridiplantae, Streptophyta, Magnoliopsida, Fabales, Fabaceae.